Messenger RNA from Striga asiatica, 738 nucleotides. NCBI's taxonomy places the organism in Eukaryota, Viridiplantae, Streptophyta, Magnoliopsida, Lamiales, Orobanchaceae. The record is from the annotation of a GenBank genome assembly.
AUGUCCCUCAAUCUUUUAUCCCACGCCAAAUCAAAAUUCAAAUCCUUCCUAAAUUUGUGGACAACUCCUAUCAUCAAGGAUGAGAGCAAGUUUUUGGUGGCGCAGCGUGGACCAUUAAGGGAAGUGGACGAGGAAUGGUCACAUUACUCGAUAAUUUCGACCAGGGAUAAAUUUCCUAAACUCGAAAAUCAUUUGAAAUAUCCGAUCGCCAAAGACGAUCACUAUCCCUCAUCUAUUUGCAAUGGUUUGUUGCUGCUUUUGUUACCAGGAUCACGUGUUUUCUGUACAGGGAAAAUGACAAAGCCUCCAGGGGAGGCUUUGUGGAACCCGACAACAGGGGAAUUCAAAAUCCUUCCUCUUCCACCCUCAAACUUCGACCCCAGGUUUGUGAAGAUGUUCUACGAUUAUUUUGGUUUUGGGUUUGAUUCGGCUUCUGAGGAUUACAAGGACACGUGGUCAAGAGCAGUAGAGGAAAUGCGUAGAUUGGAAAUUUGGGUUUGGGAUGGCUCGUGGUCCCUGGUGUCCACGCUCACCGUCCCUCUUUCUGUGGGUGGUUUAUAUAGCCUCGUUGGGACUGAUAAAUUAAUUUUUUUGGACAUUAAAGAUAAAUUGAUGCUUUUUGAUUGUGCGACGAGAAAGUUGGAGAAGAUACGAGAUCUGCCUACUUGUACGGAGGCGGAUUGUAUGGAGGCUCACGUUUUUCCUUUCGUCGAGAGCUAUGUUUCGCUCGAUGGUUGA